GGCCUUCAAAGUCCAUAUAGAGAAAAAGUUGUUGGGGCACACCCAGAGACAUAUGAAAAUGCAAAGAAGCUAGCAGCUAAGAUAAAAAAGUAUGAUCAAGAUAGAGAAUAUAUUAGCAAAAGUCUGACUAAGAUUUUAAUUGAAAAAACAAACAAAGUGAACAAAGAAAAGGUCAAUAAAUUCUCUACUAUGAAGGAAGUAAUAAAGGUUUGUUGUGUUGAGAAUCAGUAUUCUUUAAAUAUAAAAAGGUUUUUGUUAGCAAACUUGACAUUAAAUAGGGGAAAUAUAAGUCAAAAUAAAAGUAGACAACUGACCUCAAACUUAGAUAGUCAAACAAAUGGCUUAGAUAUAAGAAGUGCUGAUUUAAGGCUUUUCGAAGUCACAGAGAAGACAAUGCCAAAGAAAGAUGAAUAUCUUAUAAUACAUGUAAAUGAGAAUAAGAUAUUGUUUGAUAUCAGAAAUCUUAAUAAAAGGUGGCAAAUAAAUACAAAUGAAGCAACCCAUACAUCUAAAAAGAGAAAAGAAGUACGAAGAGUUGAAGCACUAGAAAUGGAAGAUGUAAAAUACUUAGGAGACAUUGUGAACAAAGGUUCAAAUGUUGACAAUUUAAAGAUUAGAAAGAUCUAG
Dentiscutata heterogama is the source of this 627-nucleotide messenger RNA. The record is from the annotation of a GenBank genome assembly. Lineage: Eukaryota; Fungi; Glomeromycota; Glomeromycetes; Diversisporales; Gigasporaceae.